This is a messenger RNA of Perca flavescens (yellow perch), 7850 nucleotides long. RefSeq names its product GRAM domain containing 1Bb (gene gramd1bb). Gene Ontology annotation, cellular component: endoplasmic reticulum membrane; plasma membrane; endoplasmic reticulum-plasma membrane contact site. Gene Ontology annotation, molecular function: cholesterol transfer activity; cholesterol binding. Bases 1616 to 4330 code for a protein of 904 amino acids. Gene Ontology annotation, biological process: intracellular sterol transport. The transcript is spliced from 22 exons. The record is from RefSeq and is a predicted model, not a curated record. NCBI's taxonomy places the organism in Eukaryota, Metazoa, Chordata, Actinopteri, Perciformes, Percidae.
CUUGUAAACAUUUCAGUCUGUCUAGCCUAUUGAUCAUAUGCAAAAGGCUAUACAAAAGUUGGUGAAAUAUGUUGAAAUGCCUUUGUAUUUCUGGCCUACAUCCCAUGUUGCCCUUUAAUCUCAAAUAUAGGCAUAACGAGGGCACUCACAAAACAGAUUUUUUUAUAUAGUCAUAAGGAUUGUGCUUAUGACUAGUGAGGCACAAAGUGAGUGAAGUCACUUUUUUCCUUAACUGGGAACCCUCUCGAGGACACCUGCAGGUCCCCAGACUACACUUUGAGCACGAGGCUGUCCCGCCUCGCCUUGCAGCCUGUAGAGCAGAUACAGACACGCUCCAACUGCAGGUUAAUAAUAGUGUAGCCUGCAGUAAGUCGUUUGCAGUAAGUUGCAGAUACUAUCCCCACUCAGUUAUCUGACAGUCAGCAAGUUAGUUAAAAUUUUUUAAGUGUUUCAGGCGCCAUGGCCUUUGGGCAUCUCAUCCCUCAGCUGAGGCUGGAGGAGUCAUCGGAAGACGGGCCGUUCAGGAGCAUCGCCUUCCGCCCUUUCCAGCAUGGACACCACCAACGUAGGAAGUCAAGUUCUCCCUGCGGUGACAGAAAACCACACAAGCUCCACAAGCCACUCUGCAAGUGACUUGGCUUUGUUCCUCCAAGGGCAUCACCACGGAGCCUGGCUCACCCAAGGGCCCCAGCUAAUGAGCCAACGCAGGGAAAUUGAUUUAGUAUCCACCUUCCUAUCUUCAUACCCGUGCAGUCCAAAGAUAAAACAGGGCAUUAACUGCGUGAAGACGGCGACACACUGGGGCACAAGACGGACCUCACCCUCCAGCAUGGGCACAAUCCGGACUGACAGUGACUUCCUCUGCUGCAGCAACUUUAAAAUGAGCACAAAGUGACAAGAAAUAACCUCCCAGCCUUUACACAGUAUCAGCAUCAAUAUUCAAGGGCUAACAGUUGGUGCCUUACUCUUUAGCAUUACACUAGCAACAGCAGCUGAGGUAACAGCUUUGGCAGCUUCGACAGUAGCACAGCGUGUGUGUGUGUGUGUGUGUGUGUGUGUGUGUGUGUGUGUGUGUGUGCGUGUGCGUGUGUGUAACUUGGCCUGCCAGUACCUGGGGAGGACCAGCAAAGGAGUUGUGUUACACUCCCUGACAGACCUUAUACAUGUUUCAUCUGCUGCUCUCAGAACAGAAGCCUCCUUUUUAUCUAAUCCAGCCCUCUCCUCUCCAGCCUGAGUUUACUGCCACAAGACCGCUCUUCACAGUCUGUCAGCCAGCCACCGAGCUGAUGCAUAUCAACCAACAGCUGAGGAGCAGCACAAGGACUUAGUCAGGCCCAAGAUAACUGCUAUCAGGACUUCUCAGCCAGUCUUUCAAUCCAUUGGCUGUCACGCGGAGAGGGCUUUAAAAUAAACAAGCAGAGCUGAGGGGUCCGUGUGAGGUCCACCAAAGAUUGUCACGGAUCUAAAAGGUGCCUCAUCUGUUCAGCACUAAACCUCCACUUUUAUGUAGGUAAAAGCCCUUCAAGCUGCAGAAUUGCAGCAUUUGCAGUUCUUUUAACCAAGGAUCUCAAAAAAGUAGGUGUUGUAUUUGCACUUUAGAAAGCUAGUCAGGACCAUGAGUGACACUCUUAGGCCCCCUUCACUCCAGGUGAGCGUCCCAAACGAUGCUCCAGCAUACUCAGACGGAGGAGCCAACACAGUGUCGGAUGGCUCCGUGCAAUCCAGCUUCUCAACCCCGACGCUCCGACGCAAGCGCUUCAAGAUGCGGCGCAUGAGGAACGUGCCCAGCGAGAGGGAGCUUGAAAGGGGGCGGCUAACCAGCGGCCACCUCACAGCCCGAUCCCGCUGCGGCUCCAAGGAGUACCUCCAGCUGCCUUCCAUUGAGAUCACGCCAUCCAGCGACGAAGAUGCCACCUCUUCCUGGUCGCGCUGCUCCACGCCCAGUGCCUCUCCACGACGCAAGCGUUUUCUGUUGAGGAAGUGGCUGAAGGUCCGACAGAAGAAGGAGCAAGGCAGUGAGAGCAGCAGCCAGCAGAGCAGCCAGCAGAGCAGCCAGCAAAGCAGCCAUGAAGAUGACAACACUCGCUUCUUGACUCCAUUUAUCCGAGAGGAGAGGUCUGACAGUGCAGCGGACAAAAUCAGCACUGCCAGUAACUCAAACAAGAGCACCCCCGCCUGCUCACCAGUCCUGCGUAAACGCUCGCGCUCUCCCACACCACAGAGCCAGGAGGGUGAGAACAUGGUGGAGAAGGGUUCAGACCACUCCUCUGACAAAUCCCCCUCCACGCCCGAGCAGGUCGUCCAGAGAACAUACUCCCUGCAGUCAGCAAGAAGCGGCGGAAAGAACUCAAAGAAGAGCCAAAGCUGGUACAACGUGCUGAGCCCGACAUACAAGCAGCGCAAUGAGGACUUUAGGAAACUCUUCAAACAGCUCCCUGACACAGAGAGACUCAUUGUGGACUACUCUUGUGCUCUUCAACGCGACAUCCUCCUGCAGGGACGACUCUACCUCUCUGAGAACUGGAUCUGUUUCUAUAGCAACAUCUUCCGCUGGGAAACACUGCUGACAGUGCGGCUAAAGGACAUCUGCUCAAUGACAAAAGAAAAGACUGCCCGCCUCAUUCCCAAUGCCAUCCAGGUCUGCACUGACACUGAGAAGCACUUUUUCACCUCAUUUGGAGCCAGGGAUAGGACUUACAUGAUGAUGUUCAGACUGUGGCAAAACGCGCUGCUGGACAAGCCCCUGUGCCCCAAAGAACUGUGGCACUUUGUUCAUCAGUGCUAUGGCAACGAGCUAGGCCUAACUAGCGACGAUGAGGACUAUGUUCCACCAGAUGAUGAUUUCAACACCAUGGGGUUCAGUGAAGAGAUUCCCAAUGAAGAGAAUGAGAUCAACAAUGACAACUUGUCUAAGAGCAGCGCUGAGGCCAAGCCUGAGGGGAGCCCUCCUUCGCUACAUAAGAAGGUCGUCCCAAACAUCACCAUCCCUAGUCCAGGCAACCAUGACACACCCAUCACAUUUGACCUCCCAGCAGAAGAGUAUGCAGACUGCCUACCAGAUGGCGAGCUGCUUGCUCUGCCCCUUUUGCUGGAAGAGAACAAUGAUACCAGCGGGCCUGGUGGUCUUGUCCCCUCACCCUCUCUGGACUUCAACGACAACGAAGACAUCCCCACUGAACUCAGCGACUCCUCUGAAACGCACGACGAGGGUGAAGUACAGGCCUUUCAUGAGGAUCUGAAUGGCAGGCAGUACAUCAAUGAGAUCUACAAGUUAAGUGUGGACAAGCUCUACGCCAUCCUCUUCACAGAGUCGCAGUUCAUGAGUGACUUCAUGGAGCAGAGACGAUUCUCAGAGGUGGUGUACCACCCGUGGAAGACAGAGGAGGCUGGGAACCAGACAAGAGAGAUCUUGUACACCAUCUCGCUGUCCAAUCCCCUGGCCCCCAAAACAGCCACAGUCACUGAGACACAGACUCUGUACAAAGCCAGCCAGGAGAGUGAGUGUUACAUCAUCGAUGCUGAGGUCAUUACACAUGAUGUGCCCUACCAUGAUUACUUCUACACUCUCAACCGCUACAUGCUCACCAGGGUCGCCAAGAACAAGUGUCGGUUACGGGUAUCGACAGAGCUGCGCUACAGGAAACAGCCGUGGGGGCUGGUGAAAGGCUUCAUAGAGAAAAACUUCUGGAGCGGGCUAGCAGAGAACUUCCGCCAUCUAGAGUUGGAGCUGGCCAAGCUGGAGGAGAUACUGGAGUCCCACCAGCUCUCUCCGAAGGUGAUAAAAAACUCCACGGUGAGGCGGAAGAAGAGGCCACUCCCCCACAUGCGCAGCCAGCAUAUGGACGAGGCGCUCAGCCCCGUUACCACGCCGACGGAUGAGGAAGUGAUUCAGAGGAUCAAACAAGUGGCAGGCUCCACACAAACCAGACACCAGAGUCCAGAGCACCAUCACCUGCCCGCAGGCCUCGCUCUCUACAGCGUCUCCAAACUGCUGCUCAUCAUCAGCUUUGUCCUGGUCCUGCUGGUGUUCCUCAACAUGAUGCUCUUCUACAAGCUGUGGAUGCUGGAGUACUCGGCGCAGUCUUUAACAACCUGGCAAGGCCUGCGGCUUCAUGAAAGUAAACUGCCUCAGACACAGAUGGAGUGGGCCCAGCUCCUGGAGGCACAGCAGCGUUACCAUGACGUUGAGCUGCAGAAGUGGAGGGAGAUUAUCAAGUCGUCAGUAGUGCUGCUAGACCAGAUGAAAGACUCCUUAUUGAACCUCCAGCGAGGCAUUGGUUUAAGUGAUUACAGCUCCGAGGCUGAGGAGAAGAGAAGUCGCUAUCACUGACACAUCACCAACAAGGCCAUGAGGGCAUGCUGUGCAAUAUACUGUAGGACCUGUUUUGUUUGUGAACCAGUAUGCAGGCAGCAGCAAGACAAAGAGAGAGGACAGAGGGGGAGGCGGGACCAACGAUGAGCUGGUCCAAUAGACACAAAGAGUGGAACAGUCGUCUACAGUGCACAGAGCUUAGAACCCCCAGGAGGAGGAAAUUGACGGACAGAAAGUUCCCCUAUCACACACAGGGAACUGAGGUGUCCCCAACAUCACUGAAGCAUUGUGGGAAGGUUCUCCUUCUCUACACCUGCGGGAUGAACCGUUUCCUUCUACUCUCUUAUUUCCAAGUGCAUCCUACUGUAAGCCAUUUCGACCAGAGAGUCGCAGAGAGAAAGAAGGAAAACUACUGCAUGCAUUUAGACAACCUAGCUCCCCUCAGUCAGUGUUAAUGUGGUCCAGUUCCAGUCUAUGUGUGUCAAAAUAAAAGAAGAACAGAAGACGAGGAGAGACUGAGUCGAAGAAAGGUGGGGGGGUCCCUUUGAGUCUUAAUGGCUGUCUACACUCUCUAGACUGUUCCAACCUAUCGUCCCCCGAGAGGUCCUGGCUGCAGCGUCCUUUUAGUAACCUCCAUGUGAUCAGAGUACGGUAUCGUUCCACAACCAAAAAGGAGUGUUGUAGCUAGGAACUCAGCUUCCCCAGUCGGUCCCUAUUGCCUUGUUUGAAGCUGGCCUGUGUUGUCUUCGUCAGGGCUGGUUCCCUGUGAGACUGUUGUGUUGAAAUAUUUAUAAGUAGAAUCUAAAUGACAUGAUGAUAUACACAAUUUACAUAAUCAGUCAUCCCUGCCACAGUGUUAGCUAACUUGCGUUGCAUUAUUCCUCAUCCUUCUAAUGAAGUAGAAUGUAUUAGCCUGGACAAAAAGGCCAGAACUUAGCCUAUUCAUUUUUGAAAAAGGGGUGCUGCAGCCAGACCAAUAGGGAGACCUGUGUUCUUACAUGUUUUAUUACUAAACUGUGACUAUAUCUCUUUAAAAAUGUUUCAAAUUAGAAAGAAUUCUAUGAAUAUAUUUGAAAUAUAUAAGAAUAUUUCAUUAUUUAAUAUAUAUAUUUCAAAAUAUAUAAACAUUACCUAUAUUUAUUGUUAAUUAAUGUACAUAAAGAAAUUAUCAGAGCUCUAGACCAGUUAAGGAAUUUCUAACGAAAAGUGUUUUCUUCUAAAAAUGCAUGCCAGAUAUGUCUGUGACAUGUCCAGUGUGCAAGUAUGAUUUUGCAUUUGCGCGAUUAUAUUCGCGUGUGUGUGUGAGUGCGUGCAUGCGUGCGUGUGCGCACAAGUGUGUGCUGUAAAGUGUGACAUUUUUACCAUUCCACACUUGUAUGUUUCUUAAUUUUUCUUUUCUGGCUUCAGCAGCCAGACUGCCUUUUUAAUGCUAAUGCAUCUGGAUGCCGCCUUGCAUUUGCCCCACCAGGGUACAGUUUACAAUCGAAGAGUUUUGUUCCAAAAUGACAUAUCCAACAUUUGAAAACAAAGUUACACCUACUUUCCCAAAAUGAUUGAUUGCUUAAAAUAUCAAUUAAUGUCAGUGUUUGAUACAUACUAUGUAGCUAAAAUCCAUGGUUGACAAAAGGAAGAAGACAGAAUUGAUAAUCUAAAUUUGAAGAUGAACUUGAUUAUUUUUCUCUGAUAAAUGGAUAUAAAACAUUUUGGAGAUGAACCCUUCAUUUGCCCUCUAUGAGCAACUCUUUGUCCAUGUCACCACAUUAGUGGCUUGACAUAAAAGGAAUAGUUUUCAAAUUCACAUACUCACUUUCUUGCCGCAAGUUAGGUACCACUCUCGUGUCUGUAUGUUAAAUAUGAAGCUACAGCCAGCAAGCGAUUAGCAAGCAGUUUCCACUUGUUUCCAGUCUUUAUGCUAACCCAACUCCUGGCCCUACCAUAGGCUGUAUUCAAGAAGUGGACAUAGCCACCGCGACGUCACCCAUUGGUUUGUGGACUACCGUUUUGAAGCCUCGAGUUUGGCAUUUUGUGCGUCGCCAUUUGUUUUUGGAGCCAGAAGUCACCAUAUUAAAUGAGAGGGUGGUGGUGGUGAGGAGCGCUAAAUGAAAUGCUAAAUUAUGAGCUAGCGCUAGCUAGCUUGGUGCAUCUGUAAUGCUUAUUUUGGCUAGCGAAAAACAGGGUUAAAACUAAAUGUAAUUACCGGGAAAAUGAAGAGUCAACUUCUUAUUGUCUUUUAGUACGACCAGACGCUGUAAAGUAGGGUCAUUUUCUCAUAGAGUUCUAUAAAAGCCAACCUCUUUUUGCAACCAGUGGAGUCGCCCCAUGCUGGCCAUUAGAAUGCAAGUUUGAGGCAAUUCGGCAUUGGCUUCACUUUUCAGGCCCGGAGGUUGCCAUCUGGGCCCUACUGGCUAACCGCCAGCUAGCUUAGCUAACAGGGGAAAUCACUCGUCUGGCUAGCAUACAGGCUAGCCAGGCAAACGGUUUGCCCUUUUUUCCAGUCUUAAUGCUAGAGGUAACCAUCUCCUGACUCUAGCUUCUUAUUUAGCGUGCAUAUACGCGUAUGUGAGUGGUAUCAAUCUUCUGAUAUAACUCUCGGCAAUAAAGCAAAUAAGCAUAUUUUCCAAAUUGUCAAACUAUUCCUUUAAAAACACCUACUUCAACUUAUACUCUCCCUGAUUUCAAGUGUCUGUCUUGGAUGCAAUGAAAGCAUGAAAAUGAACUUUACGUAACUAAAUUGAACCAAAAGAAAAGUCAAAAUGUACCUUCACAAAUUAUCAUGUUGUUUUAAAUGAAGUAUUUAUCAUGUAUGUCAUGUAUUAUAUAUAUACUGGGUUAGGUGCGGUAAAGAGCAUCUCUUAAGAGUUUGUCAACAGCGAUCCCUGACAGCUGACAGACUUUAGUGAUGAAAGCACUUCUAAAAAUAAACAAAACUUCCUUGUGUUAAAAAAAAAAGAGAAAUUGAAAGCCCUUUAAGGCCUUUUCAGAUAAAGCAUGAAAGAAAGAAAUGACAGCAAUUUAUUUUGGAGUUGAUUGCAGGGCUGGGGAAAUUGUUUUUGUGGUGUUUUAGUUCAUUUGACAAUCACACUGGUGAUUUACAACUUCCAGACUCAUUAGAAAUGGCUGGAUUUUAAUCCUGCUGGAUUGUUGUGCAACAAAUUACUUCUGCUGGAAUGGAAUAUUUGUGCAUUAUUCUAUUCAACAUGUGAAUUUCUUUCAAUGUCCCAUCCCAAAGCCCAAUCUAAGACUGAAACACUUGUCUAUUUCAGGGCAAGGCAAGAAUGAGUGAUUUGUAUGAGGGAAUUGUAUCUUUACUGUGCGCCUGCAUGGCGUGUUACUGACUGACUUAUUGAGAACAGCAGAAAGGCUUCAGGAUUGGACCCCUGCUGUGUGUGUGCGUGUAUUACAUUUUAAGAAGGCACUGAGUUAUGAUAACACAUAAGACCUGAAUGUUAGUGGUUGGAAAUGUUUUCUGUUUUAUAGAAAUCACUUUCGCAAUCCUGAAGAUUAUAGUAAAGUUACACUUCAUGGAUAUGAUGGUACA